AUGCAAAUAGCUGCCAUUGACUUUGUGCUUGCGCACGUUGUUCAGGACGAUGGGUACUACACGCUCUGGCGGGUUUACAUCUCCGCGCUUAUACCCGACAUCGCCUGGCUAUCGUCCCGCCACAAGCAUGCGUUACCCACCACCUCCAGCUUCAAUUGUUACGGCGACGCAGGUGUCCAACCACCACCAAACCACGACAAGCUGGAGAAGGAUACUCAGAAGGAGGUGACGCACAUGCUCGUUGCUGGAUGCAACAAGACGCGUCUCUCUGUUGAUCUCCGCGACCGCUUCCGCAACGCAUUCCUUGACGUCUACCAACCCGCGGGCUGCAAGCCGUGCGAUACGAUGAAGAAGACUCAUCAGGGUAGGGGGAAGGAUCAUGGGCCUGCACAGCCGCUGCGCACCGCAACGGAUGACGCGCUCGCGUCAAGCAACUCGGUGGGGUCCGUGCGGUGGAAGAGGCGGCAUACAGUCCAAUGCUUGUUCAGGGGUGGCGCAGAGAACGUGCCGGAGAGCGACGGCCCUAGGGGCACCCCACACAUGACCGGCGACGAGAUGGUCAUGAACCCUGACGGGGAGACGAAGGAGGCAGAGAUGCAGAGGAUAGACUCGCUCAAUGGCACAAUCACGAUCCCCAACUCCGCUCCCAGCUCGUCGCUCUCAGGGCUGAUCGACUCGUUGCAUACUAGGACGUCUCUCCAGCACGUGGUCUACGGCCACGAACGCUGCUUCGCCGACUUCAUUGCACCUCUCCGCUACUGA
Messenger RNA from Dichomitus squalens LYAD-421 SS1, 762 nucleotides. RefSeq lists its product as uncharacterized. Bases 1 to 762 code for a protein of 253 amino acids. The record is from RefSeq and is a predicted model, not a curated record. The transcript is spliced from 4 exons. NCBI's taxonomy places the organism in Eukaryota, Fungi, Basidiomycota, Agaricomycetes, Polyporales, Polyporaceae.